UUGCAGUGUCGGUAGCAUUAGGAUUAAAAUAUAAAUAAAAAAAUAAAAAGUCUUUUAGAUCAAACAUAAUCAAAAAUCUCUUGUGAAACGAUUGUAAUCAAUUUUAAGCGGCAUCGUAUAAUAACGGAUCACGCAUCGUACUACAUUCGACUGAGAUAUACAUAUAUAUGUAUAUAUAAGCGAUAUAAUAAUGUUAAUAUGUUUUAAAGUCAGACAAACAAAGCCCGGACGAUAAAUCUUUGGUACAGUCAUCAUCAAUGUAAGCAUCGCACCAGUAAGGCCAUCUCGACCAUUACCAUCACCUACAUCAGCAUCGCCACGGCCACCGUUACAUUUAGUUGUUUAUAUGUUUGUACCCAAAAAUCAUGUAACUUAUACAUUCAUGACUUGUAGUAGUCAUACGAAAUCAAUUGCAGUAUGUUAUGAUGAUAAUGCGGACAUGACAAGGACAUUGCAGACGGCAAAGCUAACGAUGAAGCAGAAGAUUUAUCGAGUGGUGUCACUUGGAAUUUUGAUCAGUCAUAUGAUAUAUAUGACAUGCCAGUAGCACUUGUUCUCCAGCAUUCAACUUAACUUGAAUUAUCAAUGAACUGAAAAAAUUGUAGACCGUUGCAACACAAAUACCAGGCAGAGUGGCAGGCAGUUUCAUCAUUAAACAUUUGGGUCACAAAAUCUGAAUUAGAAGCAAAAAGAGUUUGACAAAAAGAAAAAGAAAAAGAAAAAAAAAAAAGAAAAGAAAAAGAAAACCAGAAAUAAACCAAAAGAAUGUUGAUAAACAAACAUAACUGAUGUUGAUAUUGAGUUCGAAUGCAAACUGUUAGGGAGCUGUGGCAAAGUAUUUUGGGGAAACUAAGCACAAAUACAUCGAAUAUUUGUUUGUGCUGUUAAAACACACAUACACACCCGCAAACACAAACAAACACACAGCCAAAUACACGCACACACACACACACACACACAAACACACACACACUGAGAUGAGUAUUGAACAGUUUGCGAGAAUAAUUUCGAACAAAAGCGCUAAAAAAAAACUCAAAAAUCAAAAGGAAAGAAAAGCUAAAAUCAUAAACAACUACUAACAACUACUAGUGCAGAGAAUAGUAGAACGGAGAUGACAAACGAAUUCCUUUGCUACAUGAGAUUGAACUUUAAAGCCGUUAAAAAAAGCCAAACGGUAUCUAUAUUGGCUAGCAGUGCCAUGGCAAGUAUUUGUAAAUGCGUGGCUAGCAGCAGUAACAGCAACAGAAAGAACAAUAACGGCAACAGCGGUAAAAUUGGUAGUCGUGGUAGCAACAGCAGUAACAAGAGCAAUAUCAUCAGCAGGAUAAUGACAUUCAAUUCGAUAUACAGAAAAGCAACUGUUGUUGCGGGCAGCAUAACAAUUUCCCACAAAAACUCAAUUUCAUAAAUAACAGCAGCAGCAACAGUAACAGCAACAGCAGCAGCAGCAGCAGCACCAGUAGCAAUAAUAGCAAAGACAACAAUAACUUAUACAAAAGUUCAGGCCAUACGCUUGCUAACAGUAAUACACACACGCGUAUACAUAGUAAAGCAAUAAUCGUAUAGUCGGAGUGAGUUUAUUUAUUGUGACAGUAACAGGAAGUGUAAAGUGCAAAAAACCACAACCAAGCAACGAACUAACAAAGCAAGCAAGCAAGCAAGCAAUCAACCAACCAACCAACCAACCAACCAGGCAGGCAGGCAGGCAGGCAGCCAGCCAGCAACCCAGCCAGUGAACUACGAAAACAGCAAACAAUAACUGUAAGACUGGCUUCUUUACUUCGUUACGAAAUGCUGCCCCGUGGGGAUAUUAAUGUAACAACAACACUGACUUCCGCUAAUUCUAAUAUUAUCGACACUUUACAGAAAGAUUAUUUCCGUGUAUAUGAGGGUAACAGAAAUGACAACAAUAGAAGCAGCAGUAGCACCAAUAUUGGCGACAACAUCGAGGAACCAGCCGGCAAUUUUAUAGCGGAUCCAUGGUAUACAUCAAGCCAUCAAGGAAACAUAACAACGGCCACGGCAUUUGUUGCUGCAGAUGACAAUAGACUUAUAGUACCGGAAGAAGGCAUUGCUGCGUAUACAUGGGCAAAAUCAUCUAAUAGGUUCAACGAAACUCUAUUAUCCGCUAAUUCAUCGCAUUUUACAUCAUCGCCGCUCUCCACUUUAUAUCAUACGCUAACAUUGGAUUUUGGAACGACUGGCACGACCAUUUCGAAUCGAAAUUCUUCUUCUACCAUCACCACCGAUACAAUAGAUAACAAUUCAGUGGCCGCUAAUGGCACAGAUAACCUACCGGUAGUUAAUUCAGCGGCAACAAUUCACUAUCCAUUAUUAUUAUCAGCAUCACAACCAUCGUUAACAGCAGGAAUAUCAGCCGUCCGUACUGUGGUCAGCCAUAACGGUGACAAUAACGAUAUCGCUUUGAUCGAUAGUGCGGAAACUCUUUUAGCUGACGAAAAUGAUUAUGAUGCAGUGGCUGCUUUCAAUGAUGGCGAUAGUCACGCCAAGAAUGAUUUAAUUAAUCAGCCAUUAGUUAACAAAAACAGCGAAAACAUAAUCAGCCAAAAUGAAUCCUUUCAUCAGAUACUCUAUAAUGCAAGAAACGGUGGUGGUGGUGGUAUUGGCGCUGGCGGCGCUGGCGGCGCUAAUACUAUCCUUCGGGAUGAUUUAAAUGGUGGCAGCAGUUUCAUGUUACUCUUAGAAGACUUUGGCGAAUAUUUCUACAAUUACAACGGUAGCAGUACGGUUUCGGGCACAACAACAAAUAGUUUAAAUAUAACAAAUAUCGAUUUUCACACGAAUUGCACAAAUUUAAGUAAUUUAACUAAUCUAACGACGUCAUCACUUUGCUAUGAUGCUCCGUCCGAAGUGACACGAAAUUAUUGGGCACUUAUUCUAAUCGUAUUUCCAAUUUUCACAUUAUUCGGCAACAUUCUGGUGAUACUAUCAGUGUUCCGUGAGCGUUCUUUGCAAACGGUUACGAAUUAUUUUAUUGUUUCAUUGGCUAUAGCGGACUUGCUGGUAGCAGUCGUUGUGAUGCCGUUUGCCGUUUAUGCUUUGGUGAAUGUUACUUGGGGUUUGCCAUAUUUUGCGUGUGAUUUUUAUAUAGCCAUGGAUGUGAUAUGUUCCACUUCAUCGAUUUUUAAUUUAGUUGCAAUAUCAGUAGACAGAUACAUUGCUGUGACACAACCAAUAAAAUAUGCCAAGCAUCGGAACAGCCGACGUGUUUGUCUUACCAUUGUUAUGGUGUGGGCGAUAUCGGCGGCUAUCGGUUCACCCAUUGUUUUGGGUCUCAACAAUACACCGGACCGUGAUCCCAGCCUGUGCAUGUUCUAUAAUACGGAUUUUAUUGUUUAUUCAUCGUUGAGCUCUUUCUAUAUACCCUGCAUAAUAAUGGUGUUUUUAUAUUGGAACAUUUUCAAGGCGUUACGUAGCCGAGCGCGAAAACAACGUGCCGCGCGUAAACCUCAUCUCUCGGAAUUAGCGGGCGGAAGUGUUAUCGAAAAUGUCGCACAAACAAGACGAUUGGCGGAAACCGCUUUAGAUAGUAGUCGACAAGCGUCCCGCAUUAUGCCAGAUGAACCGGCCACGAACACCGGAUCAGGAUCGAACGAAGAGGAGGACGAAAACGCUAUAUCGCCAGAUAUUGAUGACUGUCAUGUGAUUGUGAACGACAAAUCCACCGAAUUUAUGCUGGCAACAGUUGUAGAAGAAACAGGAAAUGUGGUGGCCCAAAUAACAUCUCAGCCUCAACUAAUAGUGGCCGACACAAAUGGUAAUCAUGAUUCUGGUUAUGCACCAUCAAACGUUGACGAUGUCCUUACAGGCAUAGCCGAAGAAUCACCACCCGACAGUCCGGUGGUUAGUGGGACCCUGCAACGACCAACCAUUAGCAGUAGGCAAGAUACGGGUGCCGACGAAUCAUCUAAACGGGAACCAGCUUUAAGUGCUGCCAUAAAGCCAUUAUCAUUAGUGCGCUACGGUGUACAGGAAGCCAUGACAUUAGCACGCACUGAUUCAACGCUAUCGACCACAUCGAAAACUUCUAGCCGUAGAGAUAAGAAACCAACACAGGGAUCCAGAUUUACAAUAUAUAAAGUGCAUAAGCCGUCGAAAAAAAAACGUGAAAAAUCCUCUGCAAAAAAGGAACGUAAAGCCACCAAAACGUUGGCAAUUGUUUUGGGUGUUUUCCUUUUCUGUUGGCUGCCAUUUUUCUCAUGCAACAUAAUGGAUGCAAUGUGUGCGAAAUUUGACAAGAACUGUAGUCCAGGUAUCACGGCUUUCAUAUUCACCACCUGGCUGGGUUACAUAAAUAGUUUCGUGAAUCCUGUCAUAUAUACAAUAUUUAAUCCGGAAUUUCGUAAAGCCUUUAAAAAAAUCAUGCACAUAGGGUGAUUGAAAUUACACGUUGCAUCUAAACGGAUUACAUAUAUAAAUAGUCGCGUCAUCAUCAAAUUUUUCAUUACAACAUACGCUACUGUAAGUAAUUUUUGGCGUUUCCUUUAUAUAAAUGUUUCGUUGUGUUUCGUUUUUGAUAAUAAUAAUAAUA
Glossina fuscipes is the source of this 4552-nucleotide messenger RNA. RefSeq names its product dopamine D2-like receptor (gene Dop2R). Lineage: Eukaryota; Metazoa; Arthropoda; Insecta; Diptera; Glossinidae. The record is from RefSeq and is a predicted model, not a curated record. Bases 1792 to 4398 code for a protein of 868 amino acids. The transcript is spliced from 10 exons. Gene Ontology annotation, molecular function: G protein-coupled receptor activity; dopamine neurotransmitter receptor activity, coupled via Gi/Go. Gene Ontology annotation, biological process: adenylate cyclase-activating adrenergic receptor signaling pathway. Gene Ontology annotation, cellular component: membrane.